AGAGAUGCCGCCAAGAUGCCUGAGAGCGCCUGGAAGUUUCUCUUCUAUCUGGGCUCCUGGAGCUACAGCGCCUACCUGCUCUUCGGCACCGACUACCCCUUCUUUCACGACCCACCCUCUGUCUUCUACGACUGGACACCGGGCAUGGCCGUGCCGCGGGACAUCGCAGCCGCCUACCUGCUGCAAGGAAGCUUUUACGGCCACUCCAUCUAUGCCACACUGUACAUGGACGCCUGGCGCAAGGACUCGGUGGUCAUGCUCAUCCACCACGUGGUCACCCUGGUCCUCAUCGUCUCCUCCUAUGCCUUCCGGUACCACAAUGUGGGCAUCCUCGUGCUCUUCCUGCAUGACAUUAGCGACGUGCAGCUGGAAUUCACCAAGCUCAAUGUCUACUUCAAGUCCCGCGGCGGCUCCCAUCACAGGCUCCACGCUCUGGCGGCCGACCUGGGCUGCCUCAGCUUCAGCCUCAGCUGGUUCUGGUUCCGCCUCUACUGGUUCCCGCUCAAGGUUCUGUACGCCACGUGCCACAGCAGCCUGCGCUCCGUGCCUGACAUCCCCUUCUACUUCUUCUUCAACGCUCUCCUUCUGUUGCUCACCCUCAUGAACCUCUACUGGUUCCUGUACAUCGUGGCUUUUGCUGCCAAGGUGCUGACAGGCCAGGUACGCGAACUGAAGGACGUGCGGGAAUACGACGCGGCAGAGGCCCAGAGCCCCAAGCCCAGCAAAGCUGAGAAGCCGCUGAGGAACGGCCUGGUGAAAGACAAGCGCUUCUAA
This is a messenger RNA of Neomonachus schauinslandi (Hawaiian monk seal), 774 nucleotides long. RefSeq names its product ceramide synthase 1 (gene CERS1). Gene Ontology annotation, cellular component: membrane. Gene Ontology annotation, biological process: ceramide biosynthetic process. Lineage: Eukaryota; Metazoa; Chordata; Mammalia; Carnivora; Phocidae. The coding region runs from base 16 to 774 and encodes 252 amino acids. Gene Ontology annotation, molecular function: sphingosine N-acyltransferase activity. The record is from RefSeq and is a predicted model, not a curated record. The transcript is spliced from 6 exons.